Molecule: messenger RNA, 3389 nt
Organism: Dendrobium catenatum
Lineage: Eukaryota; Viridiplantae; Streptophyta; Magnoliopsida; Asparagales; Orchidaceae
Product: protein SMAX1-LIKE 2
Exons: 3
Coding region: 196-3171 (991 amino acids)
Source: RefSeq, a predicted model, not a curated record
UCGCAAAGAGAGAUGCCCGGAGAGAGAUCCCCUUGAGAAGCUUCUUAGUUCACCAAUACCCGGCUUUUCUUCUACGCACGACUUCAUCUCCGUCUUCUGGAGCAUCUUUGUUCUUCCUGGAUUUUACUAGCCGUACUUGUUCAGGAGAAACGAAUAAGGUAGAUAGAUAGGCAGAGAAAAGGAGUGUAUAGCAAGAUGAGGGCAGCGUUGAGCACGAUCCAACAGACGCUGACGGAUGAGGCGGCGGCGUUACUCAGCCAGGCCAUCGGUGAAGCGGCGCGACGUCGACAUGGACAAACCACUCCACUACACGUGGCAGCCUCCCUGCUUUCUUGCCCCUCCGGCAUCCUCCGUGAGGCCUGCGUCCGCUCCCACCCCCACUCCUCCCACCGCCUCCAAUGCCGCGCACUCGAUCUAUGCUUCUCCGUCGCACUCGACCGCCUCCCUUCCUCUCUUCCGAGCAACACUGAGUCCUCCUCUUCUUCCGUUACAGAGCCGCCCAUCUCCAACGCUCUGUUGGCGGCUUUGAAGCGCGCGCAGGCCCACCAGCGCCGCGGCUGCCCUGAGCAGCAGCAGCAGCCUCUCCUCGCCGUUAAGGUUGAGCUAGACCAGCUCGUCCUCUCAAUCCUUGACGACCCGUCUGUUAGCCGCGUCAUGCGAGAGGCAUCCUUCUCAUCUCCUUCCGUCAAGGCCAGCAUCGAGCAAUCCCUCUCCUCGCCUUCGAAUACCUCGAUCUCCCAAAUCGCAUUCUUUUUGCCUUCCCAUUCCUCGUCGACCAACGGAACAAACCCGUAUAGCAAUCCUCAGUUUCACGACCGUCCGGAUGAGGUCAAGCGCGUGCUUGAAAUCAUGGCUCGCGGCCAAAGACGCAACCCUGUUCUUGUCGGCGAUUCCGAUCCCCGGCCGAUUCUAAAAGACGUACUCCGCCGGAUUGAAUCCGGAGCUGACCCGCUCGUCCCGGCGUCGCUCCGCGGCGCGCAAGUUUUUUCCUUGGAAAAGGAUUUCGCUGAGCAGUCACGGAUUCUUGCCAGGAUUAGAGAAUUGGGGGCCUCGAUUGAAAGCAGGGCUGAAGAGGUCAGCGUUGUGCUUGACCUUGGGGAUUUAAAAUACAUGGUUGAAGGAGCUGGUUCGGCGCAGCACCAUCAGCCUAUUGUAGCCUCAGAGACUGUCCGGUCGGCGGUGGUGGAGAUGACGAACCUCUUAAAUCGGUUCAACAACGGCAGCAGCCAGCGUAUUUGGCUCGUAGGCUUGGCGACUUGCGCCACCUAUCUCCGAUGCCAGGUCUACCAUCCCGUAGUGGAAGACAAUUGGGAUCUCCAAGCCGCUCCCAUCGCCCCAAGAUCACCGCUUCCCCAUUUGUUCCCACGGGUUGGAGCUAAUGGAAUUCUUGCCACUUCUAAGGAGACUCUGUCCCCCGUGAGGAGUUUUCCUCCUCGAAGAUCUGCGCCAUCUCUUGACAGAAGCGACUCCUCCCAAAAAUCUUCCCUGUGCUCUCUCUGCAUGGAGGACUACGAGCGCGAGCUUGCGAAGCUUGUUGCAAUGGAGUUUGAAAGAUCAUCUUCGGCGACGAAGGAAAAAUCAGGAAACCCACUGCCUUCUUGGCUGCGGAUUGCAAAAGAACAAGAUCAUUCCCAGCCCAAAAAACAAGAGAUCAAAUGGAAGCAAAGGAGUGUAGAACUACUAAAGAGAUGGCAGGAGAGCUGCUCAGAGCUCCACCACCCACACUCCUCGGCUGUUCCGAUUGAUAGCAGAAAACCGACAGCUUUAUCAGUUUCCCCAUCAUUGCCCCCAACACCAAAAUUGAGUCUGCAAAUAAGCUAUUUGAAACGAGCAGCUAGCCCGCCUGAUAGCCCGGUGAAGACUGAUCUUAUUCUCGGUCAAUCAAAGCCUUCCUCCACCACUGUGGUAAAACUUCACAAAGAUCGUGUGAAGGAGUCAGAUUGUUGCCAGCAGGAUAAGCCUGAUCCGUGCAUUUCAGAAGUAGACUCCUUCAAACGGCUUUUCUAUGGACUUACUGAAAGAGUUGGAUGGCAGACUGAAGCAGCCUCAGCCAUAGCCACGGCUGUAGUUCAAUGCAAAUCUGGCCAUCGUAAGCUGAAAUCCAUUUGUUCAAAGGGAGCAAUAUGGUUGCUUUUUGAUGGUUCUGAUAGAGUUGGAAAGCUGAAGAUGGCUGCAGCUCUCUCAGAGCUAAUAUUCGUCACAACCCCAAUCACUGUUCGACUUGGAGCAUCGCCUAUUGACAAUAAUUACUCGAACUCUGAUACAGUUCUUCGUGGGAAAACUUCCAUGGAUCGAGUUGCAGAUGCUCUUUCUCGAAACCCCUUCUCAGUGAUUGUUAUCGAGGGCAUCAACAGUGCUAAUACUAUUGAUAAGAACACACUUAAGAGCGCAAUGAAGAGAGGCCGACUUCUCGAUUCCCAUGGCCGGGAGAUCAGUUUGCAAAAUACCAUCUUUAUUCUCCUCACUGAUGACCCCUCGCCUGUUCAUUACGAAGAGAAGAUUUUAGAGUCUGCAAGAACUGAAUGGCUGUUGGAGUUUGCAAUUCUGGAGAGCGUAGGUAAGCGUCAACCUGAUUGGCUCGGCAAAGAUGAACGAUCAAUAAAGAGAUCGAGGAAAUCACCACCACCAAGUCUAUCCCUUGACUUGAACCUAGCAAUUGGUACUGAGGAUGAUGAGAAUGAAGAUCCGGCCGAAGGUUCCGGCAAUUCUAGCGAUCUCACGGUGGAGCACGAGCAGGAGAAGGAAAAUAAACGGCUGGGGAUUAAAAAACUGGCUGAAACAAAAGCUUCACUACCAUCUUGGGCGGCUACCGAGCUACCUUUGCUGGUUGAUGAGAUGGUUUUGUUCCAGCCAAUUGAUUUCACUUCGGUAAAGAGAAAGGUUACAGAUUUCAUAAGAUCAAAAUUCAAAGAAAUUAUCUGCCAUGAGCAUUCGAUUAGGAUAGAGGAGGAUGCGCUUGACAAGAUCAUUUCUUUCGUUCGAUGCAAUGGGCUGGAAGGAUGGGCUGAGAUGAUGCUAGUUCCAGGUAUCCAUCAGCUCAAGACUCGCCUCAAAGCUACAGCUGAGCCUGUGACUGUUCAGCUCAUAGCAAAGAAAGUCAAUCACGUCGUCAGUAGAGAGUUACUGCCGGCGGUGGUCAGCGCCGGCAGCAUCAAAGUCAGCGGUUUAUAGGGGGUCGAUAGGUAUAUUAAAGAUUUGUAAAUAGAGCACACACACUUUGCUUGGUUCGUACCAUUCAGGAGGCUCACGUCAAGAAGGGUUGAAACCGCCCAGAAGAUGUAAAGCCUGAGGGAUCUAAUUUGACUUGUAGCUUCUUUAAAUUCGAGAUCGUGCGUCAUUUAAUGUGCAGAGGAAUUAUUUUAUUAACAGAUAAAGUUUCCCUGCGUCUA